This is a messenger RNA of Cricetulus griseus (Chinese hamster), 888 nucleotides long. Lineage: Eukaryota; Metazoa; Chordata; Mammalia; Rodentia; Cricetidae. The record is from RefSeq and is a predicted model, not a curated record.
AUGAAUUUACUAGAAUGGAUUGUCGCCAUCAUAAUAAUAACAGAAUUUCUCUUAGGAAACUGUGCCAAUAUUUUCAUAAUUCUAGCGAAUGCCAUUAACUGUAUCAAGAGAAGAAAGUUCUCCUCCACUGACAGAAUGAUAACUGCUCUUGCCAUCUCCAGAAUUGGCUUGCUCUCAGGGAUGUUAUUGAAUUGGCAUUCAACUGUGUUCACUGCAGAUACAUACAAUGUACAAAUAAGAGCUUGGGGUCGCAUUAUCUGGACUGUAACCAACCAUUUUAGCAAUUGGCUUGGGACCAUGCUCAGCAUGUUUUAUUUGUUCAAGAUAGCCAAUUUUUCCAACCCUCUAUUUCUUCACCUAAAAAGAAAAAUUGAGAAGGUUCUUCUGGUAAUAUUUUUGGGGACUUUCCUGGUUUUUGUUUCUUAUCCUGGUAUGGUGAACAUCAAAAAGAUUGGUUGGGGGAGUGAUUAUGAAGAAAAUGUGACUUUGAAGAACAACCUGAAGGACAUUACAAGCCUUGCAGACAUACAUAUCUUUGGCCUGAUAAAUAUCAUACCAUUUUGCAUAUCACUAACAUGUGUUCUGCUCUUAAUCUACUCCCUAGUCAAACAUCUCAGGAAUAUGAAACACCACAGCAAAGGAUGUCAAGAUCCUAGUACCAUGGUCCACAUAAAGGCCUUGCAAACUGUGAUCUCCUUUCUUGUGUUAUAUGCCACAUAUGCUCUCUGUGUAGUUAUAGCAGGUUGGAGCUUACAAAAUUCACCAGUCUUCUUAUUGUGCAUGGCAAUUGGUGCUGUUUACCCAAUAGGUCAUUCUUUUAUCUUGAUCUGGGGAAACCAGAAGCUGAAACAAUCCCUUCUGUUGUUUCUAAAGCAGGUGAGAUGCUGA